CACUGGCAACACCAUCUGUUUUGCCGUCGACCGAGUUGAAACUGCUAUCAAAAAUAUAAUUUUCAGAAUUUAGCAGUAGAAGGCAACAAAUUUCGUUAAUAAAAUGGCAGAUCCAGAAUUAGAACAAAUCAGACAACAGCGUUUAGCUCAGUUACAAGCUCAACAUGGGGGAACAGGCGAUCCGAGCCAGGCUAAGCAGCAGGAGGAGAGAAUGCAAGCUAUGGAAGAAGCAAAACACACGAUUCUUACACAAGCGCUUAGUCAAGAUGCCCGGGCCAGAUUGAACACAAUUAAACUAAGCAGACCAGAGAAAGGUGAGAUGGUGGAAAACAUGAUCUGUAGAAUGGCUCAAAUGGGACAAGUACGCACCAAGAUAUCCGAGCAAGAACUGAUCCAACUCCUUGAGUCAGUCAACCAGCAGAUGGGGAAAUCAGCUAGUACUGUUAAAUUUGACAGGAGGCGGGCAGCACUUGAUUCAGAUGAUGAUUUGUAGCAGAUUUGGCCUCGCUUAGUUAUGUUUGUUUAGGUAGUUUAAAACAAUGUAAACAAAUAAAAUCAUCUUCAACUUGUAGUCUUAAGCAUGAGUUCAAUAAUAAAAAUUGGUAAAUAGUUUUAUCAUCCCGUAGAAAAUUUGCGCACUUUACUACUGAUGAACAGAGAUAGUUGGCCUGUUUACAGCAAAAAUAAUUGUUCUUGAUUCAUGGUGAGGUCAGAAAGAGUUGGUUUUGUUUGUUUACAUUAUUUUAACUGAGCAGGCUAUAAAACUUUUGAUUAUUUUAAUCACAUAUUACAAUAAUUAAUAUUGCCUUAAGUCUUGACAGAAGGAUUAAUAAAAUAGUACAAUAGAUUUUAUACAGCAAAGCUAUAUUCAUAUUAUCAAAUCUAGCAGUAGAUGUACUACCUUGAUAUUUGUAUAUUUUUUACAGUGGGUAUAUCAUGUAUUUAAGCCAUUAAACAAAAACAUUGUAUCAUGUAUGCUUCUACACCACACAAACAUGGUUCAUAAAGCUGCAUCACACACUUUAGGUGAUGCAUUCUAAGAGGUAUAAAAAUACAUUGUUAAGCCUUUCAUUUUUAGUAGUCAUCUCAUCUAAAACAACUAUGCUUUUAAAUUAUAUUUUUCCUACUGAAUCUAUCAAACUUACAUACACAAAACCCAUACAUUAUAGUAGGUGAUACUUGAGGAACUAAAUUAAUAAAACUAGUUGCAUAACCAUUUUGCUAUAAGUAUUUUUACCAUGUGCCGCUAACAUAUAUGCUAACGUUCAUGUACCAAUUAUCUUAUUAAUUUUUAUGCAUCUCGCUCAUAAUGACAUGCUGGUCGGAUUGAGAUCAGAAAGGAAAUUAUGUAACUAGUGGUAAGGCUAUACGAAAUUACAAACAGUCUUAACAAGAAAUUGUAUAAUUUAAAAUGUGGCAACACUGUACUGUUUUCCUUGAAAAUUGGAGGACACUACAUUGUUGAAACAUUAAUUUAUACGAUUUCUUGCGAGUGUAUUUUGCAGUCACAACAUUUUUAGUUAAAUUUUGUUUGGAUUCCUGUUAAAAAUUAUUGUAAAGAAAAUUCGCUUUAAUUCUUCGUUUAACUGUUUUUAUUUAAUAAUAAAAGAUCUUAAUUGUAAAUUA
Molecule: messenger RNA, 1626 nt
Organism: Leguminivora glycinivorella
Lineage: Eukaryota; Metazoa; Arthropoda; Insecta; Lepidoptera; Tortricidae
Gene: PDCD-5
Product: programmed cell death protein 5
Exons: 3
Coding region: 104-493 (129 amino acids)
Cellular component (GO): nucleus; cytosol
Molecular function (GO): DNA binding
Source: RefSeq, a predicted model, not a curated record